Messenger RNA from Gavia stellata (red-throated loon), 801 nucleotides. RefSeq names its product homeobox C12 (gene HOXC12). Gene Ontology annotation, molecular function: sequence-specific double-stranded DNA binding; DNA-binding transcription factor activity, RNA polymerase II-specific. Lineage: Eukaryota; Metazoa; Chordata; Aves; Gaviiformes; Gaviidae. Gene Ontology annotation, biological process: regulation of DNA-templated transcription. The record is from RefSeq and is a predicted model, not a curated record.
AUGGGCGAGCACAACCUCCUUAAUCCCGGCUUUGUGGGACCUCUGGUGAACAUCCACACGGGAGACACCUUCUACUUCCCCAAUUUCCGUGCCUCCGGAGGGCAGCUGCCCGGGUUGCCUUCCCUCUCCUACCCCCGACGGGAUAACGUCUGCUCCCUGCCCUGGGCAUCCUCGGAGCCCUGCAACGGGUACCCUCAACCCUACCUGGGCAGCCCCGUCUCCAUUAACCCUUCCUUCGGCAGAGCCUGCGACCUCGCCCGGGUGGAGGAAAGCAAAUGUUAUUACCGGGAAACCUGCUCCGAAAGCAGCGGGCUCAAGAGGGAGGAGAGGGGCAGGGACAGUGCCUUGCUGCCCCUCGAAUCCGGCCUCCCAAUGGCAUGGGGGGCAUUCGGCAAAUAUGACUAUCCGACCAGCGAGGCGGUGCCCCACGACCCUCCGUCCUGCCAGUCCUUGGAGUCAGACUCCAGCUCUUCCUUGCUCAAUGAGGGGAAUAAAGGCACGACCGGAGAAGCGGGGGGUUUGGUGUCCCCCCUGAACCAAGGCAGCACUUUAGGCACCGGUGGUGCUCCUUGGUACCCGAUGCACACACGGUCCCGGAAAAAACGAAAACCCUAUUCCAAGCUGCAGCUGGCAGAGCUGGAAGGGGAGUUUAUGGUCAAUGAAUUCAUUACUCGCCAAAGAAGGAGGGAGCUCUCAGACCGAUUAAAUCUGAGCGACCAGCAGGUGAAGAUCUGGUUCCAGAACCGGCGUAUGAAAAAGAAAAGACUCCUCCUGAGAGAGCAAGCCCUUUCUUUCUUUUAA